GCAUGCUCCUAAGGAUCAGGACUCCUGGUGUUGUGUUGGGGGGUGGGGGGAGGUUACUGAGAGAAGACUUGCUAGACUCAGAAGUGGCGGAGCGGUGAAUUGGCAAAGAACGAGGGCUGUGGUGCAUCCAAUGGCUGUGUGACAGGUGGAACUCCCGACAACUGUGCUGUUCGUUGGCUUACAUGUUCCCCUGCCCCAUAUUUCGUCCCAAUGCUGAUUCCUUUGCGGAAUGCGGUGAUGCAAGUGGCCAGAGGAUUUUUUUAGCUUCCUUAGGUAUUUCCAUGGAGUGGGCUUAGCUUCCAGACCCCUUGAACCCAGGAGCCGUCUGCCCUGCAUUAAACUGAUGAAAAUGGCAUAAACUGGUGAUGGAGAUUUGACCCAAGCUUUAAAGAAAAAUGCCAAGAAAACGAGUGCUGGAAAAAGACGAUGCUCUCAAAGUGAAGCGGACUAAAGUCAGCCAUCACUCCCACCAAAUAGAGUCUGGGCUGGUGUUGACGCUGGGGCAAGGUGAUCUCGGGCAGCUGGGCCUUGGGCCGGACAUCCUGGCACGGAAGAGGCCUGCCCUGGUGAAGCUCUCUGAGAAAAUCAUCCAGGCGGAGGCAGGAGGGGUCCACACCGUGUGCCUCAGUGAGACGGGCAAGAUCUACACCUUUGGGUGCAAUGACGAGGGUGCCCUGGGAAGAGACACGUCAGAGGAGGGGUCUGACUCUGUGCCGGGGCUCGUUGAUCUGAAGGAGAAGGUGGUGCAGGUGUCGGCCGGGGACAGCCACACGGCAGCCUUGACGGAGGAUGGACGUGUUUUCAUCUGGGGCGCUUUCCGGGACGAGAACGGCGUCAUCGGCUUGCUGGCGCCUACGAAGGGCCAAGAGCACCUGGAGUCCGCAAACGGUAGUGCUUUUCCGGUGGAGCUGCAGUUGGACGUGCCAGUUGUUAAAAUUGCCUCAGGUAGCCAUCACUUAGCUUUAGUGUCCACGGCUGGCAGCCUUUACACCUGCGGUUGCGGAGACAACGGCCAGCUCGGACGUGUGCCCCAAGUCUUUGCGGUCAGAGGAGGAAGGAGAGGGCUGGAGCGACUGCUGCUUCCUCAGGCUGUCACCAUCAAGCAGAGAGGCUGCAAGACCAAGGGGCAGAUCCGGGACGUCUUCUGCGGCUCCUACUCAACCAUUGCCAUCACCCAGGAGGGCCACGUCAUUGGAUUCGGCCUUUCCAAUUACUACCAGCUGGGCUCACAAGGAAUCGACACUUACUAUUCCCCAAAGAUUUUGACUGCGUUCAGGAAUUCCACCAGGUCCUGGGUUGGCUUCUCCGCUGGACAGCAUCACACGGUGUGCCUGGACUCGGAAGGAACAGUGUAUAGUCUGGGCAGGGCCGACUAUGGCAUGUUGGGCCUGGGCAAAGGAGUCCAAGAGAAGAGCACGCCCACGGCCAUCCCUGGGCUGCCCAGAGCAUCUUCAGUGGCCUGCGGGGAGCGAGUUGGCUAUGCGGUCACAGAAGAUGGUCGAGCGUUUGCCUGGGGCAUGGGGUCCAACCUGCAGCUUGCCACGGGGGACGAAGAGGAUGCCUGGAGCCCUGUGCAGAUGUCUGGGCAGCAGCUGGAAAACCGCAAUGUUCUCUGUGUGACGGGUGGUGGGCAGCACACCGUCUUACUGGUGAAGGACCGGCAGAGUUGACGGACUCCUUGCAGCCCCCGCGAGAAUCGUCCAGGCGUGCCAGCAUUUCGAGUUCCCUGAAAGGGACUUGGAAGACUGGCUUCCGAUGGCUUCCCGAGAAGGGGAAACUGUUCCGCCUGUAUCUGUGGAGGAGAAAAUUAGCUGAUAUAAAAAUUACUCUCUCAGAUGCUGGGAUUUGUUUAAAUUCAAAAUGGCUUCCCUUGUGGCUCUCCAAAGAUCGGUGGUUGGGAGGAUACGGCCUUUAUUUUUUUUAACUUUUUAGAAUCAGUCGACAGAUUUCUCUUUUAGAAACAUGCCAGUGUCCAUCUGCUUUGGCUUUUUAUGGGCUCUUUUCCCAGCCUCGGCCCUCGAUUCAGAAUUGGCUUGUAGCAUCAGGUCAGGGGCUUUUCUCUGCUAAUCUUGCGACCUUUGUUCCCCCUUUCUCUUUUAUGCUUUGUUUUUAAAGGUCUUUGCCCACUGAAAAAAUCAGGCGGUUAUCCCAUCUCCAGCCCUCUGUUUCUCCUGGCUAUUGAGAAAAGCAUACGUUGCCUCCUCUUUUUAAUGUAGGGUUUGGUGCUCAUUUCUUUCUAAAGCUUCCAGCCAUCCUGGCCAAACAGGAUGGGGGAUUCAGGAGCAGAGCGAGACGGGGGACUGUGUGUGCGUCCAUCUCCACCAGGCUGCUCCCUGCGUAGGGCCUGAGCCUGGCUGGGGCCCACGCUUAUUCAGUGUGGAUGCCCUGGAGCAUUCUUCCCCACUUGGUCCCCCAUCCAGGUAGAUCUGACCACAACUCCCAUCUCUCAGCCCCAAAGACCUCGGGAUAAUGGAGGAGUCCAGCUUGGAAAGGCUGCCCUGGCUUCUGCUAGCAGCAGGGGGCAGUCUGUGUUCCAGAGAGGGUCGAUUCCCCAUCCUUUUAAGAAUCCCAGAUUCCUCAGGUGUAGCUUCCCUGAUCAGGUUUGCUGGGGGCGGGUGGUGGCAGGGGGCGGGUUUGGGGCAUCACUGCCUCUGCUGGCUUAUUUUGGGAAGCCUUCAGAGGAAGGAGCGGAGGGCAAAUCCCCCCCCCCCCCGGCAACGUUCUGUAGGUGGUCACAUUAAUGGGUGGCUGCAAUCUUUGGGUUGAGUGGGAAUAUCGCCCUGACCGUCCAGGUUGCCAUCUGUGUUAGCCUCCACCUGUCAUGUGAUGCCUUGGCCUAGGCAGGUGCCUGCUCCUGCCCCCCCCCCCCCAAUAUGACACCGCUGUCCACAUCUGGCUCAGAGCCUGCUUUCCACUUGCAAAGCAACACUUCCACUCACAGUGAUGGCGCUUGAGAACCUCGUGUGUCUAGCAGACCAACUUCAGAGUCUCUUUGUGGUUGCCACAGUGUCCCUUGGCUUGCCACUGUGAUUGUCCCGCGCUCUUGACCAGGUAGAGGCAGCCUGGCUGGGACACUUCCUGUUUAAGACUGCACGCUUUUUAAGAAACUGGCUUCCAUGGCUGCAGGUGUGGGGCAGGUUUGCGGACUUUCGCCCUCUGUAAAGCCGAGGGAGGAAGGCAAGCCUGAAUGCGAGCCAUGUGGUAUCCAGCUUGCGACGGAGACGGUUGCGCCUCCUCUGAUCUCCUGCAGCCACAUUCGGAAGGAUGGAAAAGUUUUGCGAAGGGCCACCGUGCAGAGAGCGUAUAGUGAGGCACGGGGUGGAGGAGGUUGGAGAAGCAAGGAAAGUGAAGCAAAAACAUGCUGGUGGUGUUCACUGAAGAGUUUCAAAUCUGUAAAAUUAUAACGUUUGAAAUAAAUUGAGUUUUGAUA
Varanus komodoensis (Komodo dragon) is the source of this 3430-nucleotide messenger RNA. RefSeq names its product regulator of chromosome condensation 1 (gene RCC1). Gene Ontology annotation, molecular function: guanyl-nucleotide exchange factor activity. NCBI's taxonomy places the organism in Eukaryota, Metazoa, Chordata, Lepidosauria, Squamata, Varanidae. The coding region runs from base 396 to 1670 and encodes 424 amino acids. Gene Ontology annotation, cellular component: cytoplasm. The record is from RefSeq and is a predicted model, not a curated record. The transcript is spliced from 12 exons.